Betta splendens (Siamese fighting fish) is the source of this 2103-nucleotide messenger RNA. Its product is annotated as ovarian cancer G-protein coupled receptor 1-like. The record is from RefSeq and is a predicted model, not a curated record. Gene Ontology annotation, cellular component: membrane. Lineage: Eukaryota; Metazoa; Chordata; Actinopteri; Anabantiformes; Osphronemidae. The transcript has 4 exons. Bases 159 to 989 code for a protein of 276 amino acids. Gene Ontology annotation, molecular function: G protein-coupled receptor activity. Gene Ontology annotation, biological process: phospholipase C-activating G protein-coupled receptor signaling pathway; positive regulation of Rho protein signal transduction.
CUCUCUUAGAUCACACACAUCUAUCUGAUGCAGAUAAACACACGCUGCUGUCACUCACACAUCAUAAGGCAGCAGCUGCACACGGCAUCAGCGGUCGUCCUGCGUCGCUCCAAGUUUCUCAGUGAAGAAUAAAUCAGAGCAACAUUAACGGCACAUUGAUGGACACUGAUGACAACAUCCAUGAUAAUAUAAAAACAGUUUCAUCAUGGCUGAUCGUCGCCAUCUGCUUCUUCCUGACACCUGUUGCCAUCGCUGCUGUUUCCUCUCUGGUGAAGAAAGACAACGUUGCUCCGAUCUUCGUCAUCAACCUCCUGGUUUCUGACGUCAUUCAGCUCUGUGGCAUGAUCAUUUUGCGGACAGGACAAGGAACUGUCUUUAUUACUGGGGAUUGCAUGUACACCUUCGGUCUUUCAGCCAGUGUGGGCUUCAUGCUGUGCAUCGCUCUGGAAAGGUAUCUGGUCAUCGUCUGGCCGCUGUGGUACCGAACCAGACAACAAGUCAAGAUGUUGCUGCUGCUCUGUGCUGCGGUCUGGACUCUGGCUUUGGUUCUUGUCUUCGUUUUUUAUUGGAAUGUAUAUGUUUGGGCUGGUUUGUACCAUACCAUCUUUGGCGUCCUCCUCCUCCUCCCGUUCCCUCUGCUCGUGUUCUUCCUGGUUGGGACCCUUAGAGCCUUGUCUGCCUCCAUCAGUGUUCGUGCUGAGGAAAAGCGGAGAAUCGUUGGACUUCUGGUUCUGGUGCUGCUGAUUUACACACUGCUGUUCCUGCCUCGCAUCAUUUUGUUCUUGGUAGAUCCUCAUGAUUAUAAGCUGAAUGUUCUUGCUAUACUUUUCAAUAACCUCAAUCCCAUUGCUGACUUGUUCAUGUACAUCUUCCUCAGAAAGGGGGCUGUGAACCACGUUUGUUUCUGUCUCUGUUGUUGCAAAAAGAACAGAACCAGUCAUCAGUCGUCCAGUGGUUUGAAUGAUUGUGACACAGUCACAAGUUUGUAGUCAGACAAUGAAACACUGGGAAAUAUUCUUGGCUUGUAGUUUUCAUCUUUUGUUAAAUAUUUAGUUUUGAUGAGUCUAGAGCUAAACUACAUCAAGCAAUAAACAGGCGUCAGUGUCACAGAGUUGAGAAACAUCACAUAAAAUAUUAAAUAAUAGCUUAAAAUAAAUACAUUGUGUGUGGAAACAUUUUGUUUGUUUGCUGGAAUUUGAGUGUUUUACUGUAGCUAAAAUAAAGGAACAUUUGUCAUUUCUUAAUUGAUUCCAAAUUAAAACUGAACAGUUUGAUUCGUGCUCUGUCUCUGAUUUAAUCUGUGUCCAAAGUAGAUCAUCAUCGGAAAAUGUCUUUCAGUGAGUGAAGCCCAUGAUUUAGAUGAACAUGGUUUAAACGGUCGUAAGAUGCUGGAUGUUAAAUGUCAACCUGUGUCGUUGAUGUGGAGAAGCUUAAACAUGUGCGCAUGUUCUUCCAGAUGUGAUUUUAGGUUGAUGUUAUUAAUGAUGAUGACGAUGGCCCUGGUGUUUAUUAUUUGUUUUUUUUCUAUCUUCUGGGUUUUGGAACUCUACAGUCUGAGUCUUUGCUGGUGUACGAUCGUCAGUUUCUUUUGAUCUUUGACACAAUGUUAAGGAUCUAUGCAUGACACCUGUGUCAGGUUUUAGUUUCGUUUUCAGUUUUAUUUUGAAAGGACUUAGGUUGUCAUACAUGUUUUCGUUCUAGUUCCUGUUUUACUUUUGUGGACUUUCUGUUUUCACCCAGAGCACACGUUUUGUUAUCUCCGGUUCAUUAAGCACACCUGCCAGUUGUUAGCAAUCAAACCCAGUAUUUAAGAUCCACCUCCUCCGGCACUCAGUUGCCAGAUUGUCGAGUUUCAUACCACUUUCCAGCAUACCAGUAUAGCUUACCCUGUUCAACGAUCACGUUUGUCUCUGACCGCCAAUCCCUGCCUGUCCCCUGACUGUACCUACGCCUGGAUCUCUUGGUAACAUUCUGAUUGUCUGACCACGCUUUCGUCUACUCCCUGUCUGUACCUCUGCCGAGCUUACUCGUUGCCGAAACCUUGCCUGCUUCUUUUGUGUCUUUAACCUGAGAUUUAUCGUGUAUGACCUGAUUGCCCUGACU